Polychytrium aggregatum is the source of this 2128-nucleotide messenger RNA. RefSeq names its product WD40-repeat-containing domain protein. The coding region runs from base 316 to 1959 and encodes 547 amino acids. Gene Ontology annotation, molecular function: protein binding. The transcript has 11 exons. Gene Ontology annotation, cellular component: GID complex. NCBI's taxonomy places the organism in Eukaryota, Fungi, Chytridiomycota, Chytridiomycetes, Polychytriales. Gene Ontology annotation, biological process: proteasome-mediated ubiquitin-dependent protein catabolic process. The record is from RefSeq and is a predicted model, not a curated record.
GCUCUUCAUCUCGGUCUGCUCUUCGCCGCCCCAAGCCCUUGCUCCCCGUCGAACUCUUGGGCUCCCAGCAGCUCAGGACCACCUGGCUCGCACUGCACUCUCUUGAAUCUGCCCAUUCCGCCCCCAUCCAGGCUGGCCGGCCACAAUCAGCCCAAUCGUCCAGCCGGCGGCAAACGCCCUCGCUCCCCGGAUCCUUCCUCCCCGUCGUCCGGCCCGGCCAACUCCGACAGCAAGCGUCCCAGGCCCUGGUCGUCCUUUGCAGAGCCGCCUCUGGUGGAUCCCGCCCAUCAUCUCUUCCCAGAUCCUCUCGCCUCCAUGACGGCAGGCACCCGCUCGCCCAAAUCGGCCCAGCCCGGCCCCAGCAACUCUCGGUCGCCACCAGCAUCGCAGUCGCGCUCGCCCGAGCCGUCCCGCUCCUCCCCUUCCUCGGCUUCCGGACACCACCUGCAGCCUGUUCGUCGCAAGUCCAAGUUUCGCGAGGAAGAGAUUGUUCGGGUCAUUGUCCAGUCUCUCUACGAGCUGGGAUAUGGGAAAUCUGCCCAAACACUGGAGGAAGAAUCAGGCUUUACGCUCGAGUCGGCAUCCAUCGGGGGCUUUCGAGCCAGCUUGCUAGCCGGCAGUUGGGACUCUGCCGAGUCAACCCUGGGCCAGAUGAGACUGCGACCGGGUGAAGAAAAGAUAAUCAGGUACCUGAUUCGAAAGCAAAAGUUUAUGGAGCUCCUGGCGAAGCAGCAAGUGCCUGGGGCCCUGCAUAUUCUUCGAACGGAAAUCACGCCGUUGGAUAUCGACCAGGAGGAGCUUCAUCGCCUCACAAGAUAUGUGGUUAUAGGCAAACCCCCACAGUCACAAACAUCGCCAUCAGAAAUGCGCCAGGAGCUUCUCAAGGAAGUUGAAGGCCAUAUUUCUUCUCAGCUUGUGAUUCCGGCAAAUCGUCUCGAGACCCUGCUGGAGCAAUCUUUACUCUACCAAACCAAUGCUUGUGUCUAUCACGAUUGCGCAGACAUGGAUCUGUCGCUGUUCGAGAAUCACCAAUGCACCCGAUCCCAGUUCCCAUGCACCACCAAUGCGGUGCUGGAUGAACAUACGGACGAAGUUUGGUUUGUGGCCUUCUCACCGGACGGAAACUAUCUGGCAUCGGCAUCCAAGGACAACAAGGUCAUCAUCUGGAGCUGCGAGGAUUGGUCGGUGUAUCACAUGCUUCCCACCACAAAGGACCCUGUUGCCUUCCUGGCGUGGAGCCCGGACAGUACCUUCAUCUUGGCACUCCCUCACGACCAGAUAUUCAAGCUAUGGAAUGCCAAGAUUGGCGUUGCCGAGCGCACCUUCUCGCGCCAUACCGAGCCGGUAACCUCAUGCGCCUGGUUACUGGACAGCAAGCGCUUCGUCACCGGUGGGCUCGAUAAAACCAUCUAUCUCUGGAACGUCAAUGGCGAGCAGCUGUUCAGGUGGUCGAGCACCGCCCGCAUCCAAGACCUCGCCAUUCCCGCGGACGGCUCGCUUCUUAUCGCCGUCAUGGGCCGCGAUAUCAAAUUCUAUGACCUUGCCGGCGACAAAUCCGAGAUCGGGGUCUUUACAGGAUUUGACGAGACCACCAGCAUAUGCGUCUCAAGUGACGGUCGAUAUCUGCUGUUCAAUACGUCCAUCCAGGAAAUCCAUCUGUGGGAUAUCCGUGAGCGCAAGUUUCUCCGCAAAUACGUUGGGCAGAAACAAGGGCGAUUCCUGAUCCGAUCUUGUUUCGGCGGAAAGGAGCAGAACUUUGUUCUGAGUGGAAGCGAAGAUGGUGCCAUCUACAUAUGGCGACGCGAGAGUGCGAGCCUGAUCGAGUUACUGGAGGGCCAUGAAGGCUGCGUCAACCAUGUGGCAUGGAACCCAGGCCUGCGAGUGUUUGCAUCUGCCUCGGACGACCACACUAUCCGGAUCUGGGCGGGGGAAAGCGACGGUCCAGGAAAGCAAGAGUAGCGCCGAAGCACGGAUGUUUGAGGGGUGCGAUCGUAUCGGUACCAGCGCGAUCGUCAGCCACGGCCGGCAAAGUUGGGCAAGCUCCGGCCCUUGAGUGGAGUGCGGGCUUGCUCAUGAGACCCAUCCGUGCACAGCAUGUUCAGAAUAAAACCGGACGCAAUUGCAGUCA